GUGCAUUUGGUGGAACUUCUCGUCGAUUUCCAAGGUGCUUAGGUGGGUCCCCUACCACUCGGGCCACUACCGUGAACACGGCCUGCUAUUUCUUCCGCCCUCCGUGGCUAGCGGCUAGCAGGCAAAGUAUCAAUUAGGUUAGGAGGAUGUACCUAAAAGUUGGAAGGCGUUGAUUUUGGGCAGAAGAACUGGAAGAACUGGCAGGUGUAGCCAAUUGCCUGCCUUUACCAGGUACGAACCUUCGCACCGUUAACCCCGCCAAAAGCAUUUGGGUGCCACACCCUCUGACCCCACGCUCAGGUCAUAAAGAUUUCCAUCAUUGACAAAUUUGUGACUCCCUGCACAAGACGAAAAUAAUAAUUGAUAUACCAGCACCAACAUAGUUCGCCACAUCGAAGCGCGCAAUCCUGACAACAACCCAAGGCCGAUUGUCAAGAAACUGUCGGCGAAGGAAGCAUCAUACUGGAUUUACGAACCGCAGAGAAAUUUUAAACCCCGCCUGCGCGCGUACGAUCUUGGGCCCAUCAGACAUUUUUAAGAUCUAGUAUUACUAUUUUCGCCCAAGAUGUCGUUGACAAACUGUCGCUUUUACGAGGAGAAGUAUCCGGAGAUCGAUAGCUUCGUCAUGGUCAAUGUGAAGCAGAUCGCCGAUAUGGGUGCCUACGUCAAACUCUUGGAAUACGAUAAUAUCGAUGGCAUGAUUCUACUAUCUGAACUUUCAAGGCGUCGUAUUCGAAGUAUUCAAAAGCUAAUCCGGGUUGGUCGCAAUGAAGUCGUGGUCGUCCUCCGAGUCGAUAAAGAGAAGGGAUAUAUCGAUCUUUCGAAGCGCCGAGUUUCUCCUGAGGAUAUCGUCAAGUGUGAGGAACGAUACAACAAGAGCAAGAUGGUCCAUUCCAUUAUGCGCCAUGUGGCCGAGAAGACUCAAACUCCCAUCGAAACCCUAUACGAGAGCAUAGCUUGGCCAUUGAACAAGAGAUACGGCCACUCCAUCGACGCGUUCAAGCUCUCCAUAACGAACCCGGAUGUAUGGAGCGAUAUCACAUUCCCGAGCGAGCCGGUAGCGGAGGAACUGAAGUCGUACAUUGGAAAGCGCUUGACGCCUCAGCCUACGAAGGUUCGUGCCGACAUCGAGGUCACCUGCUUCGAAUACGAUGGAAUCGAUGCUGUCAAGGCUGCCUUAAGAACGGCGGAGGCGCGGAAUACCGAAGAGAACCAGGUGAAAGUGAGACUGGUCUCCCCGCCGCUCUAUGUUUUAACAAGCACGUGCCUGGACAAGAACGUUGGCAUAAGCCGACUGGAGGAAGCCAUCGUGGAUAUCCGCAACAGCAUCACCGGCGCAGGUGGUCAACUCGUGGUCAAGAUGGAGCCUAAGGCAGUAACGGACUCGGAUGAUGCCGAACUACAGGCGCUGAUGGAGAAGCGCGAACGUGAGAACGCGGAGGUCAGUGGAGACGAGAGUGUUAGCGAGAGCGAUGACAACAUCCCCGUGACUGUCUAAGCUAUCCUAUCGUUCGACUUUGGUUCAUUUCAAUUAGUUCCACCACAAGGGGUGUACGGCUAGGUAAAGGGUACCAACCUAGAGGUCUUUGACAUUCACGGGUCAUAAAAAGUACCUAGCAUGCGAAUAGAGCAUUUUGUUUUUUUCGGAAUGAAGUAAAUACUCAAAA
Messenger RNA from Daldinia vernicosa, 1667 nucleotides. RefSeq names its product translation initiation factor 2, alpha subunit. The transcript has 4 exons. Gene Ontology annotation, cellular component: multi-eIF complex; eukaryotic translation initiation factor 2 complex; eukaryotic 48S preinitiation complex. Gene Ontology annotation, molecular function: translation initiation factor activity; RNA binding; ribosome binding. The coding region runs from base 566 to 1498 and encodes 310 amino acids. The record is from RefSeq and is a predicted model, not a curated record. NCBI's taxonomy places the organism in Eukaryota, Fungi, Ascomycota, Sordariomycetes, Xylariales, Hypoxylaceae.